AUGUCAAUAAAUCUUCUCAUCAUAUUAUUAUAUCCAUUCAUUACGGCUGUAUAUGCCAAUACCGAAAAGGCAAUCUUCUUAGGACCACCCAAAGCUACUAUCCCCUUUUCACAUCCCACCCUGGCCGACUUACACGUCGAUGCCCUCACACCUACUAAUGGGGCGAUACGAACCCAUGUCGAGGCCCAAUUUCCCACUGCCUCGUCGCCGCAUGGCAAAGCUACUUGGCUCAUUCUAGAUAACCUGACUGAGGGGGAGCGGUACGAAGUGAGAGUCUGCUGGGCUGCAACUCAACCUACCGAGUUCAAAGUCGCUACCUAUGAAUCCCAAGCCCUCCUAGAUGCACCAGAACUAUUAUCCGAAUUGUUAGAGUAUUCACAGUCCCGCAAGUCGGCUGAUAGUUCUGAAUCUCAAUCUAGGUCCAUGGGAGAUACCCAGGAGCUAAGAUCUGAGAAAGAGACGUCUGUCCUGUUCCUCCAGAUUCUAGCAGCAGCAGAUUACUACACAAUGAACAACACGCUGAUGAGAAAUGUCCCGCCGGUUCAUGUGGACAUCAUCCUCGAUCCCUUCGUCUUGGGUUUACUUCCUCAUUCACUGUUGCCAACCGUGGGCUAUAUUAUCGUAGUAGCCAUCGCAUCGUGGUUUAUCGCACGAUAUGUCUCAAUACGGAUUCGCAACCUAGCAGCAGAAACAACUCCUGAGAAGAAAAUUCAGUGAAGCGGUAAAGGGUAGAGGCUUUAGUCAUAACCUCUGUUAUUUGCCUUCUAUAUCCAAACGAGAGCAUCACCUAAUCCUAAUUAUCAUAACUCGUAAUACGCGUUCGCGGUAGUGCUCUAAUUACAUCCCCAAGCGAGCAUGAUCGCAGCAUCGUCUUCGUCUUGACCGUAACUUAAUUUAUGUUAUAAACCACCAUGGACCAAUGACAAAGUGGGAUUUCUCUUAGCAUAAUGAAUAUGGAAAUUUUCCAAAGGUCGAAUAAACUCGACGGUCUAUUAUAAAUAUGCCUGAAAAUUUGCC
Messenger RNA from Daldinia caldariorum, 1017 nucleotides. RefSeq lists its product as uncharacterized. Bases 1 to 717 code for a protein of 238 amino acids. The transcript is spliced from 2 exons. Gene Ontology annotation, cellular component: endoplasmic reticulum membrane; mannosyltransferase complex. The record is from RefSeq and is a predicted model, not a curated record. Lineage: Eukaryota; Fungi; Ascomycota; Sordariomycetes; Xylariales; Hypoxylaceae. Gene Ontology annotation, molecular function: mannosyltransferase activity. Gene Ontology annotation, biological process: GPI anchor biosynthetic process.